AUGCCUACUUUCCUGAAGCACGACCGACAUGUGAAGGAUUCGCCCGGAAGUGCAAUAGACAGAGAACCGGAAGUGGAUCCAAGUCAGGAUUAUCAACUUCUCCUUGGAUACGAGAACAACACACAUACAGUGUUGAGGUUCAGGAGACGAUUGGAUACUUGCGACCAUCAUGAUAUUCCAAUAACGAAUGAUACCAUGCGCAUCAUAUGGGCAUUUCACAAGCACGAGCCUGUUGGGGGUGCUGUGGGCCCCAACUCGCUCCCGCAACACGAGAAUCCCAACAGGGGCAGCCAGUCGCUCUACCUCGUCCAAAGAGCCGACCAACUGGCUCCAGCACCGGAAGAGACCGCCAGAGUGUGGGAGCUCAGGAAUCCGACAGUUGAGCCUCCCGCUCCUGGAGAUAGCAUCCACUGGUGCAGGGUGUUCAGGAUUCCGACCAUCACUAGGAAGCAUCACCUGAUCAGAUAUGAACCCCUGCAAGGUAUCAACGGCGACACCGGACUCCAACACGUAGUCCUCUAUGAAUGCCAGGACAAUCCAGCAGUGGAAAAGAUAGCAGAAACCCCAGGACGCCCAUGCUUCGAAUCUCAAGCUCCGCCCCUAUCCUGCAACACCGUGGUCGCCAGCUGGGCACGAGGCUCCGAAGGCUUCAGCUUUCCUCCUGAAGCCGGGUACCCCCUGGACUCCCAGAACUCCAGGUUCUACCUCAUGGAGACCCACUACAGCAGCCCUUCCGACGGCAACGUGGCAGCGAUGGACGGAUCAGGUCUGAGGCUCUACUACACCCCAGAGCUGAGGAGGCACGACGCUGGGGUUAUCUCAAUCGGGAUGGACCCCAACUGGCGGCACAUCAUCCCUCCUGGACAGGACAGGGUGAUUUCUUCGGGCCACUGCGUGUCGGCUUGUACCAAGCAGGCUUUCGCACACGGCGGUAUCAACAUGUUCGCGGUGGUGAUGAAAACGCACAAGAUCGGGAAACAGGUGGCUCUGAAGCAUAUCCGCGGUAGUGUCGAACAACCGCCGAUCGCUAGUGAUGACAAUGUCGAUUCGGAUUAUCAGGAGUACAGGAAGUUGCAAGUGCCAGUGCGGAUUCUUCCUGGUGAUCAUCUGAUCACGCAGUGCACGUAUAAUAGUUCUGGUAGAACCGCUAUCACGCUGGGCGGGUUGAACAGUCGGGAGGAGACGUGUUUGGUGAUGGGGUUGUAUUAUCCCAGGCAGAAGGCUCUGGCAUCUUGUCAUAGCUUGCCGAGCUUGCCGACUGACACUGACAAAGACUCCCAUUACCCCAACAUAUCAAAGCCGUACGUGAAACAAGUGAUCGACCAGUGCAACUACCGACGCUACAGUACGGAAGGUUGGCCCGGGGGUACCCCAAUCAUCGAGCUCGAUGGCAAUCACAUAGAGGGCGCUGCGAGGAGCAAAGUCUCAAGGAGCAGUAGUCCCGCAGUGGAAGAGUCCCUGAGCCUAAGCAGGUAUAACUCUGCUGCUAGAUACACUUUGAAUCGUGUUGUUAUAGUGUUGUCGGUGUUUUUGGUGUGGUUCAACCGUUGA
This is a messenger RNA of Phaedon cochleariae (mustard beetle), 1551 nucleotides long. The record is from the annotation of a GenBank genome assembly. Lineage: Eukaryota; Metazoa; Arthropoda; Insecta; Coleoptera; Chrysomelidae.